UGGCGAGUGAGAGGUGACCUUUCUCCUCUCUCUCCAUCCGGCCUAUUUAAUCAAUAAAUACAUGUAUUCAAACACUAGUUUAACAAUCAUAAACAGAUAAUGUGGUACCAUUAUCUUCCGUUUAUAAAUCAAACGCUUAGUGACAUAAUUACGUGUCGACCAUGUUCUUUACCGUUUUUUUUAGAACAAUAAAAUAUCAAAAACUGUUCGGACAAACUUUCUGCGCUUUUUCUGCCAGCACCCACACGCCUUGAAGUUAUCUCCACUAUAAUUGAUACGCAUCUGUCGAAUACGUCAAAAAGAUGAUGCAUUACUCCAAACGUAAUGAGGACAAGAUACAAUUUGAGAUACAAUUUAUGUACGUUUUGUUCUGUAUGAAAGGACUUGAUGAAACACAUGAAACACAAUGGCACAUGAUGUUGAAGUUGGUGAAGUUGCAGCACUUUGUUCCAGACCUAAUUCACAUUCAUCCUAAAAAGGGGUCACAAGUUUUCGGAUAGAAUUGGCAAUCAAAAGUCAUCGAACAACAAAAAAAAGUUGCUGAUAUUUCUACUCUAACGGCUUACAAGAACUCUUCCGAUGCAAACGUAUCUAGUCUACUGAGGGAGGACUCCGUGAAUCCUGCAAAGAAAGUACUCAUUUUGAUUUCCAUGAAGCUUGCGAAACGACUGCUCAACCUGAAUCCGUAAAUUUCGAAGCAUCUUCGCCCCUACUAUCAUUCUGUAAAAGAUCGUACUCUCAAGUGUACGAUCUAUCACCGUCUCCAACAGGAAAUUCUUUGGCUCCUGCUUGCUCACUUUCUGCCAUUGAUGAUUUCGAAGUCUUCGUCAGUAGAAAAAUAAAAUAUUUGGAUGAUUAUCGUGACUCAGCGAUUGUUAAACUUCACAACAAUUCGGAUCACAAACUUCAGUUUGAAUGCCGGAUCGACUGUGAUGACUUCGGUGUUGGACCGUCUGAUGGUUGUAUUGAGUCGUCAUCCACCACAAGAUUGGUCCCCUUCGACUGCAUCGCUUAUUGAUUGUUUUCGAGCAAUAUAGACAACACACACUGCCCCUCAAUAGAUCCAUUUGUGUCCAUUUGGUCAUUUAUUUUGCGUCCAUUCCCGUUUCUUCUUAUAUUUUAAAUAAUGACUGAAAAAAGUUAUAUUCCGUUUCAACUCCUCCGUCUUCCAAAAAAAGCUCUCCAUCGUGCAAUCAAGCACAUUAAUGAUAUCGACUUAAUCAAUUUGUCAUUCACUUGCGAAGCUGCUAAAAGUCUUGUAACUUUGUUGAUACAAACUACAAAUUCUACACAUUUAAUACAUUUGGAUAUGCGCGAAGGAAAAAUUUUUAUGAGUGUGAACAUGGAUAACGAUGUUUUGCUUGUAUUUUGCUAUAAAGACAACAAACCCAUUCCAAACGGGAUGUUUUCUAAAGGAUUAAUCAAAUUAAAAGAUCUUAAAACUUUAAAUAUACAUGACACUGUCCUAUUGUUGAUAUCAAAUCAAGCAAUUACUGAAUGUGUUGGCCACAUUCAAACCGUGCUCAAUAAACGAAAAGUAGAAGAAUUUUAUAUUACAGACAAUAUUACUUGUUCUGAAUCAAUUUUUGUCGCAUUAAAUUCAAUCAAAUUUGCACGGAUUUGUGUGCGCCCUGGAAAUAACUCGAGUUUUCGAUUGUUUUACCGUGACGCUCUGAGAAAACUUCGUUUUCAAACCGACUGGAUCGAAAUGUGUUGCGAUUCCUCAGUAGAAUUUCGCGAAGUUUUGAUACAAAAUCUUUGUUUAUUUUCUGCUGAGCUACCUUUUAAAAUCAAAUUGAAUGAGUUACUGGCCAUUCAAAGUUCUGAAAUUUUCAUUGAGUGGCCAAUAAGUUCUGCUGACUUGAACAUAUUCCUGAAACACUGGAUUUGUGGAUUCAACAAAAGAGUGAAGUGUUGUUGGAUUCAAUUAGAAAACAUUGAGGUCAUGAAUGAACAAGAGUUAUUGACAACUUUAUUGAAGAACAUCAAGCAUACUCGAUCACCUCAAAAUCGAGUUAUCAAUUUUUCUCUACACAGUUUUCCCGAAAUUCUAGUUCAAGGAGGAAUUGAUAUUCAGAAUGAAGAUGGAAGAACAGCAACAAUUUACUUUGAUAUUCCUAAUGUAUUUAAAAUGUGUGUUUGGAACUGUUCCCUUUGA
Messenger RNA from Caenorhabditis elegans, 2158 nucleotides. RefSeq names its product F-box domain-containing protein (gene T02G5.14). Lineage: Eukaryota; Metazoa; Nematoda; Chromadorea; Rhabditida; Rhabditidae. The coding region runs from base 1127 to 2158 and encodes 343 amino acids. The transcript is spliced from 6 exons. The record is from RefSeq and is marked reviewed.